AUGGACAAAUUUAAGCAUAAGAUUGAAAACCUGGAGGAGCAGCUCAAAGAAACCCACAUCGAGGAGAAGGCUUUCCACCUCAAGCACAAAGUUGGCAAGUUCUUCAACAUUGUCAAUCCCAAUCAUCGCCAUGAUGAAGCGCACGAGAAAGCCACCGAUGCCAAACGAACCGCUAUCUCCGAAUCCCACCGCUUCAAGUCGUUCGCGCCGAUCCGUGAGGGUAACAAGGUCAAGUGGUACGUCGAUGCUCUGGACUACAUGUGGGCCGUCUCAAUGGCCCUAGAGGAGGCCAAAGAGACCAUCUACAUUGCCGAUUGGUGGCUGUCUCCUGAAUUGUUCCUCCGGAGACCCCCGUUCAUGGCACAGGAAUGGCGGCUGGAUCAGGUUCUCAAGCGUCGCGCCGAGGCGGGCGUCAAAAUCUACGUGAUUGUGUACAAAGAGGUUCGUUCAGCAUUGACUUGCAACUCCGCUCAUACCAAGCACGCGCUGCGCAAUCUUUGUCCCGAAGGAAGCCCUGGGUACGGAAACAUCAGAGUCCUGCGCCAUCCGGAUCAUAACAUCUUCGAGAACGCAGCUGACAUGACCUUGUACUGGGCGCAUCACGAGAAGUUCAUUGUCAUCGACUACGCAUUGGCAUUCAUCGGAGGUAUUGAUCUGUGUUUUGGAAGAUGGGACGCUCACCAGCAUCCCUUGGCCGACGUCCACCCCUCGAACUUGCGAAACGAGGUCUUCCCCGGACAGGAGUUCAACAACAACAGAAUCAUGGAUUUCCAGAGCGUGGGUGACUGGCAGGCCAACGAACUUAGCAAGGCAGAGUAUGGUCGAAUGCCUUGGCACGACGUUGCCAUGGGUGUGAUGGGCGACUGUGUGUAUGACAUCGCAGAGCACUUUGUCUUGCGGUGGAACUUCAUCAAACGGGACAAGUACAAGCGGGACAACAGUGUGGACUGGCUGAUGCUCGAGGGUCGUACUGGAGACGAUGAAGAUCUUGUUGCGCAAGGCUUUGCACGAGCGCAGAUCGUGCGCAGUAGCGCCGACUGGAGCAGUGGAAUCUUGACUGAACAUAGCAUCCAAAACGCUUACAAGGAGAUCAUCAGCCAGGCUCAGCACUAUGUCUACAUUGAAAAUCAAUUCUUCAUCACUGCUACUGGAGACAAGCAGGCGCCGAUCCUCAACACCAUUGGGCAAUCCAUCGUCGAGGCUGUUGUCAGAGCUGGCAAGGAGGGAAGAAAGUUCCGAGUGAUCAUUGUGAUCCCAGCCAUCCCUGGAUUUGCGGGAGACCUCCGGCAAAAUGAAGCGACAGGCACUCGCGCCAUCAUGGAUUACCAGUACAAGUCGAUCUUGCGCGGUGAACACUCGAUUUUCGGCCAGAUCGCCGCCCAAGGCGUGAACCCCAGAGCCCACACCACCAUGCUCAACGGCGGCAACAUGUCCGAUGAGCCGUGGGAAGGCGAUCCCGAGGCCGAGAAGGAGAACUUUAUCCAGGAAGAGCUCUACGUGCAUGGAAAGGUGUGCAUUGUCGAUGACCGAGUUGUCAUUUGUGGAAGUGCCAACAUCAACGACAGGUCCCAACUUGGCUACCAUGACAGCGAGCUUGCUAUUGUUGUUGAAGACGAAGACCUCAUCGGCAGCAUCAUGGAUGGCAAACCGUACAAGGCCGCCCGUGUCGCUGCCACUCUCCGUCGCCAGCUCUGGCGGGAGCACCUUGGCCUCCUCCCCGCUCAGCACUAUGACGCUUCUGAAGACCCGAACGCAAAGCCCCCCUACAUGUGCAUGAACCACAUUUUGGAGGGGCCCGAAGACGACUUCGUCACCGAUCCCAUGAGCGACGAGCUCUGGGAGAUGUGGACCGGCCGCGCCACUGUCAACACCGACAUGUACCGCAUGCUAUUCCGCGCCGACCCCGACGACAAUAUCCGCACGUUCGAUGACUACGACAAAUUCUGUCCUCGCGGCAAUAAGCAAGGUCACUUGUUCGACCCCUACCAGCCGGUCGAGGAAAUCCGAGAGAAGCUGGAUAAAAUCAAGGGCCAUCUGGUCUGGAUGCCACUGGAGUUCUUGAAGGAUGCCAACAUGGCCGAGCCUGGAUUGGCGGUGAAUCAGAUCACAGAGGUGAUACUACCUACCUCCCGAUAUUUUGCCCAACUCAACCCAACCUCCCGGGAUCCCAGGAUAGUAGGCAAAGUACAUACAGCCACACCCACAAGCAUGUCCCAAGUACCCAGUGAAUUAGACAAUAUCUCCAAAGUAGAAGAAUUCCUGAACUCUAAAGUUCAAGGGAUGUUUUAUCCGGACACUACCCCCCCUUCUCUCUCUCUCUCUCUCCCCGCGCAUCGCCCUAUUUCCCAGUUCGUAGUUAGUUACCUGAUAGCCCCGUUCAUGUAUACGAUCCUAGUUAUAACCAUGAAGACUAAUAGAAGUAUGUGGAUAUUAACUAGUUACUACCUUCCCUAA
Molecule: messenger RNA, 2454 nt
Organism: Aspergillus niger
Lineage: Eukaryota; Fungi; Ascomycota; Eurotiomycetes; Eurotiales; Aspergillaceae
Exons: 14
Coding region: 1-2454 (817 amino acids)
Biological process (GO): cell motility; phosphatidic acid biosynthetic process; intracellular signal transduction
Molecular function (GO): D-type glycerophospholipase activity
Source: RefSeq, a predicted model, not a curated record